This is a messenger RNA of Fusarium pseudograminearum CS3096, 327 nucleotides long. RefSeq lists its product as uncharacterized. The coding region runs from base 1 to 327 and encodes 108 amino acids. The transcript is spliced from 2 exons. The record is from RefSeq and is a predicted model, not a curated record. Lineage: Eukaryota; Fungi; Ascomycota; Sordariomycetes; Hypocreales; Nectriaceae.
AUGGCAAAGCAAAACUCUUCCUCAACAACCUCUUCUGAGCAAACACAAAACAUCGUCAGCGAUAUUGGCGAAUAUCUCAUGCAGGCCGCUCAAAAUUGGGCAAAAAUGACAGACGCUCUCGUCGAAAGCCGCCAGGUCCAACAGGCUGUCGAAGACGCUCACGAACAAGCCAUGAUUAUCAACCAUUUAUCCGACCUCUCUACCGUUGUCUCUAUGGAUGUGGAUUUAUCCAAACUUUGCAAAAUCCGUGACUUGACAGCGCAGUUCUCUCAAGAUGUUCACCAGGUUUGGCAAAAAGACACCAAAUACAACCAAAACUCAUCAUAA